Messenger RNA from Toxoplasma gondii ME49, 2239 nucleotides. RefSeq lists its product as hypothetical. Lineage: Eukaryota; Apicomplexa; Conoidasida; Eucoccidiorida; Sarcocystidae. The coding region runs from base 292 to 1503 and encodes 403 amino acids. The record is from RefSeq and is a predicted model, not a curated record. The transcript is spliced from 2 exons.
ACUUCAUUCCCCUCCAUGCAAACUCCGCUGCUGUGGACGGGAGAUGUUUCGUUGUUUUCUCGCUCGUGUAUGAUAUCUGGAGUUUUGGUGCGACUUUUUGCCGGAGUUUUCUCGUCGGCGCAACAACUGACCUGGUGAAAGGUGUUUUUUUGGUGGUGGAGAGUCCUAUGCAGGAAGCUGAAGACAGUGACUUUUUUUUGGUUUUUUCCCCAGAUAGCACUGGUCACCCGGUAUCAUUUUGGCAUCAACAACAGGAACGUCGCAGCUCCAUCUCAAUCUCGAGCAGCCGAGAUGACGACCACUUCAGGCAGUACCAUGAUGUCUAUGGAGAGCCAGCUGAAUUGCUCGCUUGACGACCUCGUCAAGAUGCAGCGCCAAGCGGCAGCGAAGGGCCGCAGCUCUCAGCGGAAGAACUCUUUUCGUCGAGGGAACGGACCAAAGCCGUCAGCGCGUGGUCGUGCAAUCAACAAACGGGGAGAAGCCUUGACUGGUUCUCGCGGCAGCGGCCUGGGAACGAACAACGCCCGGGGCAAAGACCGGCGGGGUCGCGGUGGACGGACUGGCUUCAGCGGUCCGCCUCGGAACCGCCCGACGCCGAACGCUGUUGGCACUUCCGGCAAGAAGAAGCAGAAUGCGCAUAUGCCCGCAACUCCUAAAGCAUCUCUUGCGCAGCGUCUUGCGCAGCCACUGGAGAACUCCGUUGCCAGCAGAAAACCGGUGAAAUCCGGUUCUAAGAAGCCUGGAACACCGACCCCGAGACGGGUCGCAACUCCCGUGUCUGCGCAGCGCAAGCUUGUGCGACCGGGAAUGCGGUACCGUGGUGUCGCGGCCAGGAAGUCACGCCUGCCUACCGGUCUGCCGCGUACUCGGGACGGCGUACUCAUCGGCCACCCUGCCGUGCGGCUUGCUGCCCGUCCUGGCGUUGCAGCUCGGUUGCAGGGACGAGGGACUGCCAGCGCCCCUCGUGGUCGCAAGGCAGUGGCUGUUCGGAAAGCUGGCGGAAUCAGCAAGGUUGCGAACGCUGUGCGGAGAGCGACCACGGCCGCUGCGAGGGUGAAGGCUGGUCGUCUUGGCGCGGCAAGGCUUCCGAACACUUCCUUCAACAGAAGAGCACAUGGUACAGCAGCGAGUGGAUUUGCUGCACCAGGGCCACGACCGACGAAGGCUGGAACUGCGGCAGCCGCAAGGAGGCGCGCCCCGGUCGCACAGGGAAGCAGAGUGCCCGUGGUUCGCGCUUCUGUCCCGCAGCCAGUGCAGCGGAGUGUGCCCUCUGCCAGUGAUUUGGAACUAAUGUCGAAGAUCAAGAUCAUGGCGACCCUCGACAAGGUGCCGCCUCCGAUGGCAGCUCAACGGGGUAUGACAGUCACACCUCCGCAAGCGAUGGUGGACGAACAUGGGUACGCGAACAACGGGAGCAAAAACGCGCAGGCGGCGCAUCUGCCGUACAACGGAUACGGAGGGGGCAGCUUGAGUGAUAGAUUCAGCAAGUACGGACCAAGGUAGAGAGUGAGGGCACCGUUCUACAGGUCACAGCGGUGUGCGUGGGGCGCAUCUGUUCGAGCAGCCCGACAUCUGUUGGUUUUGACGCGACGCCGAAGAAAUCACUCGGAGGUUCUUAACCUGGGACAGAGCCCGGAAUCUCUCUUGCUCACGCAGUUCCGGGGAACACGCGUACAGUACCUGAGGUGGAGUUUGCUUGUCUUACGCGGUGGGGGAGUCCCUCUGGAGCUUCUCUGCUCCACGUAUGGCUUGGGUUUCUGAAUGACCUCGACAUCUUUUUAUGCUUGGCGUAUUUUCGAGUUCUUUUCCCGAGAACCCUACGGAUGGGAAGAUCUGAUAGUAGCCUACAAGGGACGCACCCGUGUGGAGGCGCUUUCGAACGCUUCCGGGGAAUAUCGAUGGCGCGGCGUCGUCUAACCGUACAAGGGAGACGUGAGCAGUACGUGGUACUGCCGACGGCUGUAGAGGUAGAUCAUAAAAGCUGUUAAUUCCUUCUUCAUGAAGCAAAUCGGUGUGAUGAUCCCGAAAUCCGCUAACAUUCAAAUCAAAUUUUGGGAUAUUGACGAAAUACUAUGCGCUCUUGCGUGUGAGGAUCCAACAGCAUGACACGAAGGAACGAACCGUUCCGCCAGUGACGCUAACGAACUCUGGAGUUUCAUAUACUGGGCAGGUAGCUCAUGUAAAUUAUAUAAUUAACAUAAUUGACCCUCGUAAAUGGAAGGUAAUCUUUUGUUCCUUC